This is a messenger RNA of Schizophyllum commune H4-8, 2202 nucleotides long. RefSeq lists its product as uncharacterized. Lineage: Eukaryota; Fungi; Basidiomycota; Agaricomycetes; Agaricales; Schizophyllaceae. The record is from RefSeq and is a predicted model, not a curated record. The transcript has a single exon. Bases 236 to 2080 code for a protein of 614 amino acids.
AGCGACACCGCAUCAAAAGCCUUGAAGAAAUGAUAUUGUGUCGACUCGUUCUCAGCAAGAAAUCAAGGUGGAGCUCGCUCGUGGUCGACUCAAUGGGAGGCCCAGACUCAGACUUGCAUUCUUCUCAGGCGUGAUGGAGCGGACAUAGCAAGGCCACUCGAGGUCUACUCCUACUCCCACUGUCUCUGGACUCGUGACCUACCGAGCUUGAAUCGCACCAGCAGCAUCUCCAGCAAUGGGCUCCCAGCAUGAGUUCUACCUCAUCGCCAAGAUCAGGCCACACGGCGGCGGCAAGGCCACCUACCGCUGCAUAGGCGCCCUCUGCGCGCAGUGGUACCACGGGUCGAUGCCCGUAUCCGCCGCACGGCGCGCCAUCCAGCUCUUCCGCGUCCCCGACAACGCGCAGAUCGUGCAGGAAGAGCUGCGCGCGAUCGAUGGGAAGUACGGCCCUCACGGCAGAGAGGAGCCCGUCAUCCCACAUCGGCCAUGCCCCUACACGCUCUUCCUGCUCAAUCUCGCCGUACACUCGAGUUUUGAACCAGGGGACUACUUCAUCGCGAUCUCGGGCUCGCACCGGGCGGCUGGAUCCGCACGCGAGGGCAUCUCCAGAUUGGGCUGUACCGUGUUCGAUGUGACGGAGGCGGGGAAUCCGGCAUGUUCCCAGAACCUCGGAAGCCCGCUUCGAUAUCUGAAGGAAACGGAGCGCCGAGUGUAUAGGAGCCUCCAAGGGAAGAACGAGAGUGAGCUGGACGAAUACGCAUUGUACGUCAAGAAAUUGGCGGACUUUGUCAGCGACGUGCCGGUGAUUGAGGAAGAGCAUCUCCAGGAGACAUGGUCCAAGUCGUCGAACGGGGAUCCGAGUGCGGAUGGUAGACUGGGUGCAGUCGAAGGAAGUGUCGUGGCGCCGAGCAUCCCCUCCCUCACCGAUCUCACACUCGGGCCGUCCGUCAAGCAGGCCCUGGAGGCAGGUGAUCUCGACAGCAUCGCACCCAUCCUCGAUCAAGGCGAAAAGAGACCUCGCAUUCUGGACAUCGUUCGCGGCUUGUCCCCUUUCCUCGACGCCGCCAUCCCAGUUUUGAAGGAGCUUCUCACUCAAAUGCAGUCUGACAUCGCAGGGCUGCAACUCACGGGCGCGCAGCUCGUGAAGUACCUUGGCAGCGGACCUGUCGAUGUGCUGGAUCUUUCAGGGAAUGCCGCACUGGACGACGACGGUCUGCAAGAGCUACUCAUCCACAUCCGCCCCAUCCGCCGCCUUGUCCUCUUCCGAACAGCGGUAUCCUCGGACGGGCUGCUCGCGCUCUUGUCGGACGCGCCCACCCUCUUUUACCACGUCUCCGAGCUUGUGCACCCCGCGCUCCUGGACUGGCCGAAAGAGCCCUACGAUUCCAUCAGUCCCGCCUUCACUCUCGAGGCGCAUACCGCGGGCACCGCCCUCCCCGGCAUCGGCGCAGUCUGCAUUCCCAUGCUCUCCCCCGACCUCCUCCUGCGCGGCAUCACGCACUUCGUCCGCGCCUGCCUCCGGAAGGGCAGCGAGCUGCAGACUGGCGCGGGCGACGCAGCACUCGAGGCGGCCAUCACCGCGGGCGCGUGCGAGGACUGGGCGACGCGCAGCGUGUGGUGCACGCCUGCCCCCGUGAAGUAUCGCGGCGAGGGCACAUGGGGUCUGGCGCUGUACUGGAAGCCGCGGACUUCCGCAGACAUUCCUGGUCUGGAUACGUCCAACGGUCGCAGGCCUACAGACCAGGAGUUUACCGAUGCGUACAACGCCAAUCCGGAGAUCCUCAUCAGCGUGCCGACGUAUGGCUUCUUGAACGAAGACUGGCUGCAGGAGGGCAUAACGGACGAAAUUUGGGAUGCGCGAACAUUCUUGCGCGAGCUGAUGAAAGACGGGAAGGUUGGACCAGGAGGUGCGGAGCUCAAAGCUGAGGGCGGGAGACCUGCUUUGUCCGAGGAUAUUACCCGCGAAUUCCUGGAAGUCUUCGACGAACUGGAGAGAAAGGCAGGUGUCCUGAGCAUGGAGGAGUUCAACGAGAUGGCCAUGCAGAAGGUUAUGUAUCAGUCAAUCAGGGAAUUCCACUGAUCGGGAGUGUUCUUGACUGCCUUGUCGGUCGUCUAUAGCGUAGUAUCUUGCUCAGUAACAUAUCUACAUCUUCUAGUCUCAGCUGUCUCGAGAUAGCGGGAAGGUUUCUUCACAAAGCUCAC